Molecule: messenger RNA, 1359 nt
Organism: Phytophthora sojae
Lineage: Eukaryota; Oomycota; Peronosporomycetes; Peronosporales; Peronosporaceae
Exons: 1
Coding region: 1-1359 (452 amino acids)
Source: RefSeq, a predicted model, not a curated record
AUGGUCAAGACACCGACAAGCGCGCGAAGCGGAAGCCCGGCGACGGCCGGAGGGAGGUCAAGCGCGCGGCCGAGAAGCGCGGACGCCGCGACGAAGGCGACGGCCAGCACGCCGCGCUCAGUGAAGUUCGACCGGGUCGGCGAUCGUGAUCAUGGAAGUGGGGUUGACGAUGAUGGAAGUGAAAAAGAAGUGGAGAUGAAGGGCCCAGCGCCGAUGCUGGAGGAUGAAGACGUCGACGAGCUUACGGUUGUCGUCGAGAAGUCGGGCGCCCCGCGCCCGAUCGCUCGCCGGCUUGAUGCAGAACUCGGCGAAGUUACUCCAGCCAAGGUUCUGGCGCCCGAUGAGCGGCCGAUCACAGGAAAUCGGCCGCCGGUGAACGGAGCUACUCCGAAUGCGUACAAGAUACUGGGACAAGUCGGCCGAUCGGUGGUCGCUACAAGCACGUGGGUGAUGAUGUUCGCGCCGAAGGAAGUCGGCGCUGCCAAGUGGGUGACGCUCAAGAGAGAGCUGGCGUCUCCGAUCGACAGCUCCAGCCUGUUCCAACUCAGCGAGCAGACCAAGCGUCUGCUGGUGGCGAUGGGCUUCGAGUGCACCAGCGUCCCGUCGAAGGUGGCUCUGGAAGUCUGGGAGCUCGCCGAGGUAAGCGCCGAGCUGACCAAGUGGAAGCGCAAGCUGAAAGACUCUUUCGGGGUGCGUGGAACGACGACCGUGCGGAAGCUGGAUGACAUUGACCCGAGUCUGGUUCCGCUGCCGACGACGCCGCGGAAGGCUUCCGCGGGCUACCAGAUGCAGACGCCGGAUACCAAGCAAGUCUUUAGCAAGGCGCCCGACUCGCCAUACUUCGCGGGCUCGCAUAUGGUGACGCCGAAGAAAAACAGUGAAGGUCGGCGAUUCAACCCUCCUGCGCUCGCGGGCGAUGACGACGACGAUGACACGGGCUACGACUUCGCUGACCCGUGUGAAGACUUGACGGCGCAGAUCCACCGAUCUUACCAGCGCGAAGACGAAGACGGAGCUCAGCGAGUUAAGCUGACCCACCACAUCUCCCUGAACCAGUUGACGAAGUUUUCCGGGACUCGAAACCGCAGUGAGCGAUCGCUUAAGAAGUUCAUCUACGAGAUGGAAGGAACCAACACCCCGCAAGACCGCUGGUGUGAGCCGUUCCAACUCUUGAUGGAGAGCGGAGCCAGCAACUGGGUUCGCCAGCUCCCGAAGAAGACGCGCAACAAGUGGUCCCUGCUCUGCGAGGCGUUCAUGGCGUACUACUGCUCGCAGCGCACGACCAAUCUGCCGAAGAUCGAUAUUACACCGCCACGCGGGACGAGGGGGAGCACAUUUGCGACUACUUGCUGCGCCUGA